This is a messenger RNA of Aspergillus steynii IBT 23096, 759 nucleotides long. RefSeq lists its product as uncharacterized. The coding region runs from base 1 to 759 and encodes 252 amino acids. NCBI's taxonomy places the organism in Eukaryota, Fungi, Ascomycota, Eurotiomycetes, Eurotiales, Aspergillaceae. The record is from RefSeq and is a predicted model, not a curated record. The transcript is spliced from 2 exons.
AUGUCUGCCUACUUCCAGCCUGAGGAGCUGCGUGUUGUCCUCGACCAGCUUGCCAGGGAUCCGUAUGAGGAAGAACUCCACGACAGGCGAUUCCGUGAUACCUACUCCCCAUUCAACCCGGUUCACCAUGGCCAUCGCGACGGCGACCAUGAGGUUCAACUGUCUGAGAUGCCUGUGACUCCUCGCCCGGCAAGUAGGCCCGUUCCAGUGCCAACGAUGGCCUCCGGCCAGCAGUCAAGCACUCCCUACCCCGUGGGCGCCGGCAGUGAUGGCGAAAACCAAGCCCUGGAAACUGAAAACAUCAAACAAAUUGGCCAGAUCGGCAUCUAUGAGCGCAUCAGACACUGGCGUCGAUCGUCCUGCCAGUGGCCUCUUCCCAAUGCUCCCGUAGCAGGAGAAACACGAUAUGCAGCCAGUGUCGAUCAGCUUGAGAUUCUCACUGAGAUUGCCUCAUCUUACAGCGGCUCUACCGACGGCAAUUGUAUUCAUGCAAACGGUGACAUCGAAAUCCACGGCACUUGCGUCAGUCCCGUUCCUCAGCAAACCACACUCAACCCUCCCGUGAAAAAGACCAAGGGAACCAUCAAGGGCGGUAGAACCCAGGGCAAUAUUCCCACUCCUGAAUCGUCCCCAAAGAACGAUGACGAACAUACCCCGGGGAAAUCGAACGAAGGUAAUCAGCAAAUCAAUACUAAGGAAUCCUUCAGCAAGAGACGCCGCAGCGCUCGCAUUGCGGCUCUCACCAAAGCCGGAAAAUAG